Dothidotthia symphoricarpi CBS 119687 is the source of this 1950-nucleotide messenger RNA. RefSeq lists its product as uncharacterized. The coding region runs from base 1 to 1950 and encodes 649 amino acids. Lineage: Eukaryota; Fungi; Ascomycota; Dothideomycetes; Pleosporales; Dothidotthiaceae. The record is from RefSeq and is a predicted model, not a curated record. The transcript is spliced from 5 exons.
AUGGCUCCUCGCCGGGAUUCCCUGCUGUCGCCUAGGCAGACACAAUUAACUGCCUUUUUCAAACCUGGGCUGAGGCCCGCCGUAGCCCCUCCACAGCGACGAGCAGUUCGGCGAUCGAGACGGCGCCCGAAGAUCGAGUACAACGACGAUGACAGCACUGCUGAAGACGAGCCGCCUGCUCAAGGCAGCAAGUACAUGCCCAUCAGCAUCGAUGACAGCGACGAUGAUGCAGAAGAUGUCCUGCGUCGCGUAUCUGAGGGAAGGGUCCAAAAGCCAAAGUCUCGCCGUGGAAGGCUACCUUGGCUUCGAAAGAUAACCUCGCCUGUACCAGUGGUGCAGACAGCCCGCACAUCGUCUCGACUGGCUGCUGGCAAUCCGCCAAUCACGUCACCAAUGUAUCGCGCGACUUUACUGCCGCGUAUCGUCGAGUCAAUAAACCCCAACGUGCCAGUGUCCCAUGAACGACUGUCGGCGAUGAAUCCAAGCAACGCCGAUAUUCUAUCGGAUGUGUACACGCUUAUUGGCGCUGGAAGAGCUGCUAUGCUCAAACCACUGAUAGAGCUGCUUCUCCUCCGCCAGCCAGUAGUUGGACAUCCCAUAACCAUCCCAACUUACUCGGCAAACCCUACAGCAUUUGAGGACACGAUGUCAGAGGUCGACCCCCCUGAUGGGGAUAUGUCACUGCUUUGUAAGCCUUUUGGAAGUACAGAGGCCCCGCUUGUCGUCACACUCCACUACGCCGCGUAUGUCACAAUCCAACCACGGUAUGGGUCAGCCUACGACAUCAGCUCUGGGUGCAUGUCCCAGGUUCUUCGAAAGCUUGGCCUGGAAACACAAACAAGCCGAUCAGCCAAACAGGGGGUAUUGAUUUUUUAUGUCAUCUCCCGUCGCUUGAUAACGCCAGUUGUUUCGUAUAACAAAUCUACGUUCGGAAACGAAAAGAUGGCCGAUCUCACUGUUGCUGAUCUACGACUCACAACAAGAUUAUGGCAUAGUAGCAAGGCGCGGGCAUGCCUUCUCUGGGAUAGAGAAUCCUUCAGCUCGUUUCUACACGCCGCACGAUCAUCCAAAUGGAUUGUGACGGAGGUUGCAAGAGUCGGCGCACAGGGCAGUCGUGGACUCAAACUGUCGAUAGAUGGAUCCGUCUAUUUGGUGUACACAUCUUCUGAAGACCAGAUCCUCGGUGAGGUGUUUCGAGUUGUCAUAACGCCACCCCCUCUCCACAGAUUUUCAUCACUUGCUACGUCUUUUGUCAGCGACAUGGGACACGCUUGCUCUGCGAUAGAGCGGCUAAUCGAUUUCGGGACCCUGGUAGCGUACGGCUACGCUCCCCGCCCGACAUACCUUUCUUGUUCAGAUAACUAUUGGUUAUAUUGGCCUACUUGUCAAGUCAUACCAGUCACGGAUUUCACUUGUCCUCGCAACCAACUACGAAACGCAGUUGUACGACUAUUGUGGCUGCAUACUUGUGCCUCAACAGCUAUACUUCGAGCUUGGCUAGUAUACUGCAAGCGAUUUUUCCUGCAGGAUAUUAAAUCAAUCUUGAGCGUUCUGAAGCUGAAAGCCACCUAUCCGGGAGCCAGAUCCCUUGCGACGGCGCCUACCCAUAUUGCAGCUACCUUUCGCUCGAAUUUCGGGGGUUCUAUUCCGCUUUUUGAGGCUUGGUUGAAGAAUAGAUGGGAACAAUACGCAACCAUCAAAACAUCGAGCACAGGCGCACUAACCCACACUACGCUCCGAUCCUUGUUCAAGGCCCAGUAUGGUCGAUACCCAGUUGCAAAUAAGUAUCUCAGGCCUGCAGUAAAGCCUCAGCGGGGCCUUGCCCUACUACACGGCAACGACCCUGGUCCCUCCUCAAACGACAACGACCCUGAUCCCUCCUCAGACGACAGCGACGCAUCUGGAGUUACAUUUGACUUUGAUGAGGAGUCUGACUGGGAAGGAGUCUAA